UUUUCUUUCUCCCGCCUACUGUUGGUCACGUGCGUUUCGUCUCGACCAAUGACGAUCGAGUUGGCAGAAGAGUAUGGCCGCGAACUUUUUGAAUGUGUCCAACAGCUUCCUGCCAAGCUGACGGCGCCAGUUCGAUCCCUGUCGAAGAAGUACACACAGCCAGGCGCCCAACCCCACCACUGACGCCGGCCGGCUUCCCACUUGCAACUGUGCGAUUUCGUGUGGAAUCGAACCCUUAGUACUGUAUAUAAAUAUAUAUAUAUAUAUAUUUAGCUGUGUAGGUAUAUAGAUGUAAGGACAUCUAUGUAUAUAUAUGUAUGUAUAUUUCUAUGUUAGGACGUGAACGAGAGCCGGAUCGCACCAAGAAAUAGUUGGAGAAAGAGAAUUAUAUAGAUGUAAGGACAUCUAUGUAUAUAUAUGUAUGUAUAUUUCUGUUAGGAUGUGAAUGAGAGCCGGAUCACACCAAGAAAUAGCUGGAGAAAGAGAAUACAACAUAGGAUACAAGCCGUUACCCUGAAAUUCGAUCACGGAUCACAUUACAUGGAACCACGGCCGCAACACGGAGGACAUCUAGAAAUGUACACAGACACAUGGAGGAUAUAAAUAUAUAUAGACACACGGAGGAUAUAUAGACAUAUAUACUGACGCGCAUAUCUAUAGAUCUAUACGAUCACACAUAUCUAUAGUUAUAUACAAACUUACAUUCACACAUAACUGUUGUUACAUACAUAGUCACACACAUCUAGAUAUAUAUAUAUAUAUAUAUAUAUAUAUAUAUAUAUAUACACACACAUACACAGUAACACCAGCCGCGUGUCGUUUUCCUUUUCUCUCCGAGUGUUCCAACCUCUCCUCCUCUCCUGCACUCUACAACAAUAAUGGCACCAAUCGUUCGGGAAAUAAGAGGUGACAACAACAAGUCAUAACAAUUAGGACCAUUGCUGUGUCCAACAUCACAAUUUUGUUCGCAUCUUAAUUAAACCAAACCGGACCUAAAGCAUUUGUUUCUUAAUUGACUUUUGGUUCUCCCUCCCUCCUUUAUACUCCACGGAUUAUUAAUUACACGGAUAUUGCUGUUGUGUGUAGGACAUAUAUACGAAGUGCCUACGCCAAUCGAGGCAUACACAUGUAUAUGAGCGAGUGUCUGAGUUCACCGAGACACACAGAUAAACAGACACUUAAAAGCGAAUAUCUACGUCCAUCGAGGUACGUACACACUUAAAAGCGGGUGUCUACGUCCAUCGAGGCACAUUACACAGACAUAUAAGUGCAUGUCUACGUCCAUCGAGGCACUACACAUAUAUAUGAGCUAGUGUCUACAUCCACGGAGGCAUACAGAUACACAAACAUCUAAGUUCACUGAGACUUAGCUACGCACAGACACAAGCAGGCGCCUACGUCCACCGAGGCACAGAGAUCUACAAACAAAGCGGAUGUUUAAAUCGAUCGAGUUACACAAAUGUGCAGACACACAAGCGCAUGUCUACGUCCAUCGAGGCACCUACAGACUCUUGUAAACGGGAGUUCUCGUCCAGCGAGGCGUACAGACACACAUACAUUCACGGAAGCGAGUGUGUAAGUCCACCGAGGCACAUAGUCAAACGCAAACAUAACACAACCCCUCCCGGUGUUGAAACACUCGUUAAUUUGGCUCCCAGCUGAAUUGAAACCGAGAUCGCUUUGAUCAGAAAGAAGCGCAUCACCAUUUUUGACAUCAUCAUCAUCAACGUUGUCAAUUAAUUAAUUAAUUAAUUAACCGGAACGAGCGCUACAUUCUUUUGCCGCCCUUAAUUGACCUCGAAUAUCCAGGCUUUCAUUAACAACCACCACCGCCGUCGUCAUUUAACGUUUAACAUCAAUCGCCAUCGUCAUCAACAGCAUCAUCAUCAUUAUCGUCGUAAUCCCAGCUUGAUUGCGAGACCAAAACGGCUUUCUACACAAAGACCAAAACACCACGAGGAGUUUACACACCGCCAGUGACAAUAACAGUAACAACCACUAUUCUUUUUAUUCUUCUUCUUCUUCUUCUUAUUAGUUAUUAUUAGUUUUUACCACUACUGCUGCUAUUAUUAUAAUAUCGGUAUUUUACUAUCAUCUUCGUUUCGAGUUCAAUUCCAAACCUCACCGGAAGUCACCGAAACAAGCAUCUCCGACACAACAUAUUUGUACAUACACACACAAACGCACGCAUUCGUAAAUACAUUCCUAUACAUACAUACAUAUAUAUACAUACACAUAUACAUACAUGUUUUGAAUCGGUUGGUAUAUAAAAAAAAGACAGGUUUGGGCCCUUGUGGCCCUCACCUAAUCUAGCAAUUGAUUAAAUCGAUCAGUAACAAUAAUAAUCCUGAAGAAAAAGGAAGAAGUGGAGGCGAGGAUGCAUCGCCAGGAAGACGACGUGCAGGUGCCUUGCCUGUCGGGGAUUUUGGAUCUGCAGAGAAUGUGCCAAGAAGAGAACGUGAAGUUCUCGUCGGAGACCAACAGAUAUUUGGUUUAUCUAAUGUUGAAGAAAGUCGGCCCCAUGAUGGCAUCAAAGCUGCUAGACAGACUGAUGGAAAGCGGUGAGAUCCUGUGGGACAAAGAUGAAAAAUAUGAAGUGGAAGCUGUAGUGGAUCACACAGAUGAUGAGGCGGCACUCCAAAGUGCGAUGGACAUAAUGGUUUUUGAAACCCCUUAUGUCAUGGCUCACUUGCCACUGAUUUUCUCAGACUUCUGUGGAAAACUUUCCAAUACCAUAGGUUUUUCACAUGUGUUUAUAUGUGUAUACCUUUGGGUUUUGAGUUCUGAAUACAACCGACGUGGUUUCAAUUCCUGGAGCAGGCAGGCAGCAUUUGCUAUUCCCUUUCUCUAUUUCCUUCUUUCUUUUCUUUCCCAGGUAAUAACAAACGAAGAGGCAGAGAGACGAGGCAAACGUUACGAUGCUGAGGGUCGAACCUACCUGUUUGACUUAGAUUACAACGAUGGCGAUUGCCCGUUCACAGUGGAUGCUGGUUACUAUGGAAACGUGUCGCAUUUUGUGAACCAUUCGUGUGACCCCAAUUUGGAAGUGUUCGGUGUGUGGAUUAACACCCUUGAUCCACGCUUACCUCGGAUUGCUUUGUUUGCCAAACGAGAUAUUGCUAAGGGAGAGGAGUUGACCUUCGACUACAUGAUGACAGUCGAUGCCAACCAAUCAGCAUUCAACACUUCUACUUCCUCUGCAAUGGCCGACCCCUCGUCCCCGGGGGCCAACAAGGGCGACGACCACACGAACGAACCCGUCAAGAAGUUGCCCAGCCGCAUGGGGCUGCUCUCUCACACAACAGAUUGCCAUGGAAACGACACCGCCACCACCACCACCGCAAACAACAACAACAACAACAACGACGAGGAAAGUUCCACUAUCCCUGCGGCAGUGGCGGCGGCUGCGGCCCCCACAGGCCUAGCCGAGCCCCCAGCGGCCAACUCUGACAACUCACAAGUCACGCAGCCUCACGACAACAUGAAUGGAACGGGUGACGAUGACAACAGCAGUUCAACAGAAGCCGUCGCCAACACUGUAGACAAUGCUUCUCUCCCCGAGGGCCAAGGCAGUGAGGCCCCUACUACGCUACCUCGCAACGACGCCAAGAUAACAGAGGACGGGAAACAAUAUCGCAUUGUGUGCCAGUGCGGUGCAGCAAACUGCAGGAAAUACCUGUUUUAACAGUGCCAGGCGGUGCAUAGUGCACUGACAUAACCACAUACCUAUAUUUAUAUAUAUGUAUACAUACAUUCAUACACACAUACACACAUACAUACAUACAUGCAUACAUAUACGAUCAGACAGAUUCCGAAGAUACUGGGGGAUGGUCUGCAUUGGAAAGACUCGCAUAUAGUAAAAUGGAUAAACAGAGUGCAGUGAACUUGUAGUGAGGCAUGGAAAAUCCAACAUUUCGUGGAGUGUUCUUCUCCUGCUUCCCAACCGCAUGGUUCCAGGUUCAGUCCUACUGUGUGACACCUUGGGCAAGUUGUCUUCUAUUAUAGCCUUGGGAGUAGAUUUGGUAGACAGAAACUGAAAGAAGCCUGUCGUAUAUAUAUAUAUAUGUGUGUGUGUGUGUGUGUGAGACUGUGUUUGUCCCCCAUCAUCGCUUGACAACUGGUGAUGGUGUGUAUACUUUCCUGUAACUUAGUGGUUUGGCAAAAGAGACCAAUAGAAUAAGUAUCUGGCUUGAAAAAAAAAAAAUUACUGGGGUUUGAUAUUCAUUUUGGCUAAA
Messenger RNA from Octopus bimaculoides (California two-spot octopus), 4235 nucleotides. Its product is annotated as histone-lysine N-methyltransferase SUV39H2. Gene Ontology annotation, cellular component: nucleus. NCBI's taxonomy places the organism in Eukaryota, Metazoa, Mollusca, Cephalopoda, Octopoda, Octopodidae. The record is from RefSeq and is a predicted model, not a curated record. Gene Ontology annotation, molecular function: protein binding; zinc ion binding; histone H3K9 methyltransferase activity.